Populus trichocarpa (black cottonwood) is the source of this 438-nucleotide messenger RNA. Its product is annotated as 40S ribosomal protein S5-2. The record is from RefSeq and is a predicted model, not a curated record. Gene Ontology annotation, cellular component: ribosome; cytosolic small ribosomal subunit. Lineage: Eukaryota; Viridiplantae; Streptophyta; Magnoliopsida; Malpighiales; Salicaceae. The transcript is spliced from 4 exons. Gene Ontology annotation, molecular function: rRNA binding; structural constituent of ribosome; mRNA binding. Bases 1 to 438 code for a protein of 145 amino acids. Gene Ontology annotation, biological process: translation; ribosomal small subunit assembly.
AUGGCACCUGCUCCUCAUCAGGAUUAUGAUGCAUACAAAAAGGAGCUUCCGAUCUUUGAUGUGAAGCUGUUCAACAAAUGGACCUUUGAACAUUUGCAUGCAAGUCUAGAGGAUUAUUUUAGGGGUGAUGCAACCAAGCAUGCUACUUAUAUACCGCUUACGGGCGGAAGGUACUCGGCAAAGCGGUUCAGCAAGGCUCAAUGCCCCAUUGUGGGAAGUGGUCCAAGAGAAGAUGCGACACGAAUUGGCGCAGCAGGUGUGGUUAGGAGGCAAGCUGUUGAUGUCUCUCCACUUCGCCGUGUGAACCAAGCAAUAUAUCUUCUUGUCACUGCUGAAUGUUUGGCUGAUGAAUUGAUUAAUGCUGCCAAGGGAUCUACUAACAGCUAUGCUAUCAAGAAAAAGGAUGAGAUCAAAAGAGUUGCCAAGGCUAAUCGUUGA